Molecule: messenger RNA, 648 nt
Organism: Vicia villosa (hairy vetch)
Lineage: Eukaryota; Viridiplantae; Streptophyta; Magnoliopsida; Fabales; Fabaceae
Exons: 1
Coding region: 1-648 (215 amino acids)
Molecular function (GO): polysaccharide binding
Source: RefSeq, a predicted model, not a curated record
AUGCUAGUUGUUGUGAUACUAGUGCAUAAUCAUCCUCACACAUGUGAUGCAACAAACACUAAUAACCAAACAUACUGUCCACCUUCUUCAUGUGGGAAACUCUAUGGUGAUUCGAGGUACGAGUUUUCAUGCGAAAACAACAUGACAGUGUUAAAUCUGUCUUCAGGUAAAUACUAUGUGAAAUCAAUCAUCUACAGAAACUACACAAUCAGAUUAGUUGAUCCCGGAAUUGUAGAUGGUGAUUGCUCCACCAUUCCCCGGUAUUUCUUAACCGCAGCCAAUCUUGACUACCAGCGUGAUCCAUAUGAAGUCGCGGAUGGUCAAACUAAUUCUGGGCAUGUAAUAUACUUGAACUGUAGCAAGCCAAUGAAGAACGAUCCUAUUUACGUGGAUACAUCUUCCUGUUUCAAAUGGCAUUCCAAAGGCCAUGUAUAUGCUAUCGCUGGGGACAUCAGCAUUGGGAGGUUAAAUGUUGGUUGUGACGUGAAACUUGUUGCUAUGUCAUCAGCUUCUCCUUUUAUGCCGUAUUCCCAGGAUGAUACAACAAGCCCUCAAAAAUAUUUUUCAUACGCGGAAAUUCAUGGAAUGCUAAGCUAUGGAUUUGAUCUUUCAUGGAUUGGACAUAACGUUUUGGAACAACGAAUUUAG